Symbiodinium necroappetens is the source of this 1359-nucleotide messenger RNA. The record is from the annotation of a GenBank genome assembly. Lineage: Eukaryota; Dinophyceae; Suessiales; Symbiodiniaceae.
AUGAUCUCCGGCGCGCCCGCGAGCCAGAACCUUGAUGAGGCCACUGCGCUCUUUUCGAGGUUUGGGGACAUCGCGCGGCUGGACACCACCUUGGGUGCCGUCACCGGAUUGGUGUUCGUGACUUUCUUUGAUGUGAGAGUUGCACAGAAGGUUCUGCAGCAUUUCGGCGCGCUGGCAGAGCCUUUUCAACCGGCCGCGUACGACUUUCGUGCCGUGAGCAUCGCUCCUCACGUCAUUGCUGAUCUCCCCGACCAGUUUGGUCAGCUUCACAGCUUCGGAGAGAUUGCUGGGGUAUCGCUUUGCGGAGAGGAGAUCAUUGUCGAGUUCUACGACAUGCGUGCAGCUCAACAGGUCACGUUCUUUGUUCCGGCCAGCCGGCCAAGGCGGCAGGUAAGCCAGACUGCCGGACAGGGGCAAGGACAAGCACAAGUGCAGAACGGCCAGGUGCCCCGCAGUCCGUUGGCCACUGACUGGGUGCAGGAGACCUUGAGUGCCUCGAAGCUCUUUUCCUUGCAGGGGGCCGUCCCCGGGUCACCUCCGCUGACCGGCAAGGGAAGUGAGCCUCCCACGACCCCACCAUCAAAAAGUGGACCGAAAUGGCAAGGACAUGGCAAACCUGUGCGCGAGAAGGCGAGAGUGGAGGACUUGCUAAAGUUCGACAUCGUGCCCGAGAAGAUCCAGUCCGGCGAGGACACGAGAACCACUGUGAUGGUGAGGAACAUUCCCAAGGCCUGCACCCGAGAGGCGUUCGUGGAGCUGCUACACCCUUGCGGUUUGUCGGACAGGUACACCUUCUUCUACAUGCCCUUUGAUAAGCGCCGUAACGUGCACUGUGGCUUCGCCUUCAUCAACUUCCGGACUCCCAGCGAUGUGCUGGUGCUCUGGCAGCGUAUGACGCCGUCCUUCUGGCGAGCCUACCUGAAGAGGGGCCAUGUAUCUGCAUCGACACUACCGGCGGUGAGCUAUGCUCGUUUGCAGGGCCAGGAGCAGCUCACGAAGCACUUCAGUCUGUCGGCCGUGAUGCGCGACAGCGACGCACGCAAGCGUCCAGUAUUCUGCCAAAAGAACAACGUGUCCCAUUCCGAGGAGGCAAAUGGAGAGGCAUUGCCACAUGAGCUGCAAGCAGAGUCCGGCCAAUUCAACCUCGCCGACGGUCAGCGCGGGCCUUUCCACGGGUCGGGUGCCGGUUUGGUGGGGCAGACAAGAGGCCUUGCUACGUGUCCACCAGCGGAGUCCAGGACACGCACUUCUCGGAGAAGGACCUCCUUGGAUUCGAUCUCCUCGGUAACCCAGAGAGUGGCCGACCCAGAAGGAUAUCCAGACGCAGGAAUGUUUUUUCACGUUGGGACUCCCGGCUGA